Molecule: messenger RNA, 3975 nt
Organism: Fulvia fulva
Lineage: Eukaryota; Fungi; Ascomycota; Dothideomycetes; Mycosphaerellales; Mycosphaerellaceae
Product: ABC multidrug transporter
Exons: 3
Coding region: 1-3975 (1324 amino acids)
Biological process (GO): transmembrane transport
Cellular component (GO): membrane
Molecular function (GO): ATP hydrolysis activity; ABC-type transporter activity; ATP binding
Source: RefSeq, a predicted model, not a curated record
AUGGCCACGAAAGACAGCCUCGAUGUCCAGACUCGCAGACAAUCGCGAGCCGAUGAUGCUUCGGUGCAGCUAGACAUACCGUCCGAGAGGUACAGCUCAACUCAAGACCGUCAAGUGUCUGCAACGCUCGCCGACGCAGAAUCAUUCCCAGAGCCCCAGAUCGCAACAUUCGACACGGCCAAACCUCGAACAUGGCGCGCACCGAUGAGCCCUUCCUUCAAGAAGGUCUACCAACAAUUGCUAGGCUUAAACCCGUUUAAAUCCACCUACUUGAGUCUUUACGACCCUCUGGAUUCCGCCGCUGAGAAGACUAUCGCUAUCAGCAGUGCCUUCUUCGCGAUCGUAGCUGGAGUGCCGUUGCCUGUGAUCGGUUACAUAUUCGGCCAGAUCAUCAACGAAUUUCCGCCUCCAGAGGAUGCCCUCUACCAAAGACUCGUCCAACUUCUUGGAGUCGCCGUGGCAUAUUUUGUGGUCACGACAAUCUAUACCAUUGGCUUCGGGCUGACAGCCGAAAAUGUGUCGGUCAAAUUACGCAGACAACUCUUGGAAUGUCUGCUGCGCCUGGACCAAGCCUAUCUGGACACACAUGAUAUCGACGUCAAUGGCUACCUCACCGAGAAGAUGGAUACCAUCCAGGCUGGGUGCUCUGAAAAGGUCGGCAUCUUCAUCCAAGCAAUGUCGUACUUCGUUGCUGCAUUUGUUGUCGGCUUCAUCCUGGACGCAAAGCUGACUGGAAUUCUACUUGCAUCUGUGGUACCCGCGAUCGCUCUGAGCUUUGCACUUCUGUCGCCUGCUGUGUCGAAAGCUAGUCGAGCUGUGUCAAAGCAGAACGAAAAAGCCAAUGACAUCGUCGAGAGCGCACUUGGCGCUGUGAAAGUGGUGCAAGCCUUCGACAUGGUCGGAGAAAUCUAUCGCAGGCAUCUUGAGUACAUGGAGCAAUCUACACGUUUGAGUGUGAAGAAAGCCGUCCUGGCUGCGAUGCAAUCAGGGUCAGUGUACUUCAUUGCAUAUGCUGCGAACGCUUUGGCUUUUUACGUUGGCAGCAGAAUUGCCUCGAAUGGCAAUGCCGGAACUGUGUACGCGGUCGUGUUCCUCAUCUUGGAUGCAUCUUUUGUGGUCGGCCAAUUUGCCCCGUUUCUUGAAAUCUUCGCGCGAGCAGCUGCAGCAAAGGGUACUAUCCAGGAUCUUCUCGACACUCGCAGGGAUGCCGCGAAUGCUGGAACAUACCAUCGAUCCGACAACAAGCCUAGUCUCCAUGGCCAAGACAUCAAGAUACAGGGUGUGGAGUUCAUGUAUCCGGCAAGACCAACAGUAAAGACACUCGAUGGAGUCAAUCUCACCUUUCGGGCUCGCACCUUUACAGCCGUCGUGGGAACCUCUGGUGGUGGAAAAUCGACUCUGGUCGCCUUGUUACUUGGCAUCUACAACUAUUCAGGAGGUAUAAUGGUUGGCGAUGAUGACGUGAAAAGCAUCGAUUCGAAUCACCUUCGUUCGCAGAUUGCCGUGCUGGAUCAGGACACUAUCUUGUUCACCGGCAGUCUCUUCGAUAAUGUGUGCUAUGGACUGAUGGGCCAGACUCUGUCUGAGCAGGAGAAGGAAGAACGCUGCCAGCAAGCGCUCAGAGACGCGAACGUGGACUUUUUGAAGCUCCUUCCACAUGGUGUGCACACUAUUCUAGGCAACGAGACUCAACUUUCCGGUGGCCAACGGCAGAGGGUGUGUCUGGCUCGGGCACUGAUUAAGCGUCCUGCUGUCCUGAUCCUGGACGAGCCCACUAGUGCCCUGGAUGCCAGAAGUGAGGUAGCAGUCAUGGAUGCCGUCAAGAACGUUGUGGCCAAUGGCACAACUGUCAUCAUGAUUGCUCACCGCCUGAGCACUACAUUGACGGCGGAUCAUGUUGCCGUUAUGAGUAACGGGAAAGUGGUAGAACAAGGGGGUCCCAAGGAGCUAUCAGCGGAAGGAACAGUAUUCCGUGGCCUCCUCGAUGCACAAAAGACCAACUUCGAGGACAGGGAUAGCAGUCCGGACGAGAUGAGUGACUUGACUGCUGCUCGCACAAAAUCUGCUCCCUCUGGUAUCACCUCAGCCGCCGAUGCACAAGCUGCAAAAGACAAUAGCGAGCAGACGAGCAAGGGCCCGAAAAUGGGAGCGUGGGAGCUGUGCAAACGAAUUGGCAGUAUCGCACGGCCAGAGGUCUGGCUAGCAGCUGCGGGCCUGGUUGCUUCCAUCAUCAGCGGCGGCAUCUUGCUCGGCCAGACUUUGAUCUUUGGUCGACUUGUCGAUCUUCUGAACCAAGGUCGCGCCAACCCCAACUAUGAGUCGCGAGCGGACUUCUUCUCGCUCAUGUUCUUUGUGUUGUCACUGAUUGCACUUGCUUCAUACAUGACAAGUGGCACUGCCUUUGGAGUAACUUCCACUCGAAUUACUGGCCGGGUUCAGGGUCGCCUGCUGCACAAGAUUCUCCACCUGGACAUCCAAUGGUUCGCCGAACCAGGCCACUCGACCCACCGACUCAUGGAGGCCUUCACCAAGGAUCCCGGGGACGUCUCUGCGCUGGGCGGUGUUGCACUUGGCGCAAUUUUCACCAUCAUCACCUCCGUCAUGGGCGGCAUCAUCUUGGCUCACGUUGUAGCAUGGAAGAUUGCUGUCGUUCUGCUGGCAGCCGUACCUGUCAUGCUCUUUGCUGGCUAUGCAAGACUGCGUAUUCUGACACACUCUGAAGUUCAGCAUCGAGAGGCCUAUAGUGGAGCUACAAGUCUUGCGGCCGAGGCCUGCAGAAACAGGCGGGCCGUCACUGCCCUCUGUCUGGAGGAACACAUCGUCAAGGAAUACCACCAGUCUCUCCGCAAGCCCUACCGGAAGAUCAGGAACUUUGUCUUCUACGCUAACACACUGCUAUCAUUUUGCUUCUCUGUGACUUACUUUGUUUACGCGUUAGCUUAUUGGUGGGGCUCCCAGCAAGUUCGAAAUGGCACCUACAACACCACAGAUUUCUUCACCGUCUUGCCGGCAUUGCUAUUCUCAGCACAGUCCGCCGGACACUUCUUCAGCUUAAGCCCGGAGAUCGCGCGUGCCAAAACUGCUGCUCGAAGUAUCUUUGGCAUGCUGGAAGCACGCUCAACCAUUUUGCCCUCUGACGAGGCCGCUUACAUGGCUUCGACAUCUCCUUCGACCCCAUCUCUGGAGAAGGCAACUGACUCGUCCCUCUCCUCGGAGAAGACAGCGGUGGAUCAGCCAAAACUGGAAUUCAGUAAAGUGUCUUUGAGCUAUCCAAAUGCUUCACGGCCUUCCUUGCGCGGAAUCGAUCUUCGCGUACAACGUGGCCAAACUGUCGCUUUCGUUGGCCCGUCUGGAGCUGGAAAGUCGUCAGCGAUGGCCUUGAUUGAGCGAUUCUAUGACACUACAGAGGGUGAUCUGUAUUUCGACGGAGUCAACGUUCGAGAUCUCGACGUCAAGACACUGCGAAGUCACAUGGGUCUCGUAUCACAGGAUCCCGAUCUAUUCUCAGGGUCGAUACUUUACAACAUCAGGCUUGGUGCUCCCUCUGGGCAGACAGUUACCGACGCCGAAGUUGAGAAGGCAUGUCGAAGAUGUGGCUUACAUGAUUUCAUCAUGAGUCUCCCGGAUGGCUACAACACCCAGUGCGGCUCCAGCAGCUCCUCACAACUCAGCGGAGGACAGAAGCAAAGAGUCGCCAUCGCCCGUGCGUUGGUUCGCGAUCCAGAGGUCCUGCUUCUAGACGAGCCCACAAGCGCUCUUGACGCGCAUAGUGAAGCUAUCGUUCAGACCGCACUGGCCGAAGCCGCAAAAGGCAGGACGACAGUAAUGGUUGCCCAUCGUCUGGCGAGUAUACAGCACGUGGACCGAAUAUUCGUCUUCGAGCACGGUAAGCUUGUUGCUGAAGGUACCCACGCAGAGCUGGUUGAGCAGGGUGGUCUCUACGCUAGCAUGGCCAAGGCCCAAAGUCUUACUUGA